CUGAACUUGAAAUCGACAAAGUCACAUACGAUGGACAAGGCUAGAAUCCUGCUUGUGGGCUGCGGCGGUAUUGGCUGCAUUGCCGCCCUGAACCUGGAAUAUGGUGAACGAGCUGCCGUCACUGCCGUCUUGCGCUCCAGCUACCAAAUCGUCAAGGAGUCUGGCUUCACUAUAAACUCUGUCGACCACGGACAAGUUCGUGGGUUCCGACCAACCGAGAUCCUGAACUCCGUGCCUGACGUCUCUCAAGCCGGUGUCACUCCUUUUGACUACAUCAUUUGUGCCACCAAAAACAUGCCGGACAUUGGCCCGCCCAUUGCUGACCUUAUCCGCCCUGCUGUCACUCCAGGUCAUUCUACUAUCUUGCUGCUUCAGAAUGGACUCAAUAUCGAGGUACCCCUGUUCGAAGCCUUCCCCGAGAACGUCAUCCUCUCGGGCAUCAGCAUCUGUGGCUCCUCGGAGCCGGCCACUGGGACAAUCGAACACACACUUCAUGACGAGUUGCGCGUUGGCCCGUUUCGCGACGAGGGCGACGCUGCUGAUCGAGCGAGGGAUUUCGUGGCUCGGUAUAGCGCUGGAGGACGUUGUACCUGUCACUUCGACUCCGAUGUUGCGUUUUCGCGUUGGCGAAAGCUUCUCUACAACGCUGUCUAUAACCCGGUUGGUGCCUUGACGGAUCUUGAUACGGGCGACAUGCAACUUUGCCCUGGACUCGUCGACGAUGUCGUCCGGCCUGCGAUGAAAGAGAUCCAGGCUGCGGCGGCCGCCUACGGACAAGAGAUUCCGGACGAUUCUAUAGAAGCAAUGAUCACGACGGAACCCAUCGAAGCUCAUGUUCCACCAAGUAUGCUUGUCGAUGUGCGAAAGGUCUGUACCCAUACCCCCGUCUCCCUCCCACCCGGCGGUUACAGACAAGCAGAUGCUUACACCUCUCAGGGGCAAUACAUCGAGUUUGAAAACCUCAUUGGUGAGCCUCUCAGGGCUGCUAAAGCUCGUCAAGUCCAGACUCCCAUCUUGCAAAAUCUAUACUCCUUGGCGAGGAGUUAUCAGUGGAAGGUCAAAGCAAAGCGCUCGGCUUGA
This is a messenger RNA of Fusarium falciforme, 1080 nucleotides long. RefSeq names its product 2-dehydropantoate 2-reductase. Gene Ontology annotation, molecular function: oxidoreductase activity. The coding region runs from base 31 to 1080 and encodes 349 amino acids. Gene Ontology annotation, cellular component: cytoplasm. Lineage: Eukaryota; Fungi; Ascomycota; Sordariomycetes; Hypocreales; Nectriaceae. The transcript is spliced from 2 exons. The record is from RefSeq and is a predicted model, not a curated record.